This is a messenger RNA of Anastrepha obliqua, 372 nucleotides long. RefSeq lists its product as uncharacterized. The transcript is spliced from 3 exons. The coding region runs from base 1 to 372 and encodes 123 amino acids. The record is from RefSeq and is a predicted model, not a curated record. NCBI's taxonomy places the organism in Eukaryota, Metazoa, Arthropoda, Insecta, Diptera, Tephritidae.
AUGGCAUCUCCAAAAUUGUUUUUCGUUGCUGCCCUUUUGGCAACUUUCGCCAUGACCAUAAAUGCCGGUUUGCUGGAUUCCUUAUAUCCAUCCUUCGUUAAGAAAUUUUACAGCGCAGCACCCACAAAGGAAGGAUAUCGUGUGAACAUAGAAGAACCCAAUGGCAGCAAACGUGAGGAGAUUAGUAUGGUAAUGAAUCCCGGCACAAAAGAUGAGCAACGUGUGGUAAUGGGCUCCUACACGGUUUACGACGAGAAGACCGACACCGAAACGGUGACGAUGUACACAGCCGACAAGAAUGGAUAUAAGCCAAGAUAUAUGUUGAAGAACCGUAAAUUAAGUCUAAAAGCGCUAAAAUCCUCGGUUACAUAA